Messenger RNA from Anarrhichthys ocellatus (wolf-eel), 1610 nucleotides. RefSeq names its product single-stranded DNA binding protein 1 (gene ssbp1). The record is from RefSeq and is a predicted model, not a curated record. The transcript has 7 exons. NCBI's taxonomy places the organism in Eukaryota, Metazoa, Chordata, Actinopteri, Perciformes, Anarhichadidae. Gene Ontology annotation, cellular component: mitochondrial nucleoid. Gene Ontology annotation, molecular function: single-stranded DNA binding. Gene Ontology annotation, biological process: positive regulation of helicase activity; mitochondrial DNA replication. The coding region runs from base 96 to 545 and encodes 149 amino acids.
GUCGGACCCGUGUUAUAGACGGACCGGAAGCGUGAGGGUACCGAAGACCGUUCUGCACCUGAUCAGUCUCUUAAAUAGUCUCCACAGCUGACAAGAUGUUGAGAAGUGCCUCUGCACAGAUCUUCAGACAGGUGGUGAGGUGCAGCAGCACAGACGCCAGCCUCAUCCUGGAGAGAUCGAUAAACCGCGUACAGCUGUUGGGCCGAGUGGGUCAGGACCCGGUGAUGAGACAAGUGGAGGGUCGCAACCCGGUCACCAUCUUCUCGAUGGCGACCAAUGAAAUGUGGCGCUCUGGAGACGGAGAGACGAGCCCAACGGCUCCAGGGGACAUCAGUCAGAAGACGACGUGGCAUCGCGUGUCAGUGUUCAAACCUGGUUUGAGAGAUGUGGCCUACCAGUACAUCAAGAAAGGGUCGAGGAUCCUUGUGGAGGGGAAACUGGACUACGGAGAAUAUGUGGACAAGAACCAAGUGAGACGCCAGGCCACCACCAUCAUCGCAGACAACAUCGUCUUCCUGAGCGACAACAUCCGAGAAAGAACCUGAAGCUCUUUCUCCUCUUCGUCUCCACACGACAACUUAUUUUUGUAUUCUCCAGUUUUACACAGAAACCCGACUGAGGACCUGACCUGAACCCCCCCCCCCCCCCCCAAAAAGGAACUGACCCACCCAAAGAGAACGGGGACCAAAUAUGCUACGACACUCUGAUCAUGUUUGGCGCCUCCUGCCGACCUUGAGGCAUCGAGAGAAGCAGAAAGUAUAAAUAGACGUUCUGAUUCUAUAGUUUUCAUUGUGCUACUUGUACAUGACCGUUAAAAGUGCAGUUUAGAAAAGACAAAUGUUUCACUGCGUUAGAAGUUUGAAGAAGCUGUAGCGACUCGUAGUCGUGUUGAGGAUCGUAGACGAACGUUAUUGUUUCUUCAUGGGGUCGGUAAAGACAACUGCUCUGAAAACUAAAAAGAAAUCGUGUUUUGUUGGGAACUAUUUUCAGAUUAAUCGUGGUCAUUUCAUGGGAUUUGUUCAUCACAAAGAAAAUACAGUUCAUCACCAGUUUUAAGUCUAAUUUAAACAGAUUUGCUCUUUCUUACACUGGCUUCUCUCUGUGUUAAAUGUCAGCUGUCUUUCCUGCUAAAUCAGAGGAAAAGCCUUUAAUAUGUUUCACUUUUUUUGUCCUGUUUCUGCAUUUUGUUUUCUUGUUCACAUCCCUGAAUCGUGCAUACUUGUAACCCAACAUUGAUGUGUGCAUUUGAUGUUUUUUGUUUUGUCACUUAUCAGUUGUUAUCCCCCUUAUCUCUUGAUCGUUUCCUUCAGCUCACUACUGCUGCUUCAUUUCUCUGUAAUAUUUGGUAUAAUAGACUUUUUUUUUUACAAACUAUAUUUGUGUUCACAUUUUUGUUCAUCUUCUUCAGUCAGGGCAUGUAUGACUCAAACCUCCCUGUGUUAAUAACUGAACAAAUUCCCCUAUAAGCACUUUAUAGACGAGGAAAAGCAGAAAAAAGUUACAAAUAACCAUUAAAAACAUUAAAAAAAACCUAUUCUUAAAGGAAUUCUAAGAAAAUGAAUGGCAAAUAUUUGCAUUAAAAACAUAUAAACGUGUACUUUAUGAAAGUA